AUGCUCUGUCUGGCGAAGCGCUUUGAACGCACCCAAGGCAAGCAGUUGAUUUGUUUACACUGUAUAACGAUCGUUUCUCUCUCUCUCUCUCUCUCUCUCUCUCUCUCUAUCUAUCUAUCUAUCUCUCUCUCUCUCUCUCUCUCUCUCUCGACGAAUAUGAGUUUUAUUACAAGUAGAAAAAAGGCAUUCAAUUUUAUCACUUACCAAUAUCAUUUCCCCCUCUUUACUAUACUUACCUUCCUUCUCUCCCUCUCCCUCUUUCUUUUCUUCCUACUCAGUCUUUCCUUUCUGUCUCCCGAUCCAUUUUUAUAUACUUGUAUGAAACUCUAUCUCUCUUCUCUCUCUCUCUCUCUCUCUCUCUCUCUUACUCUAUUAAUAUCCCUUUUUUUAGUUUAUCUCAGAUAUCCCUACGACAACAUACAGGCCGAACCGCGGAUUGGUAUUUUGCCGCCGUCGGGAAGACUUCCUCGCGGGACGUCAUGCUACUACUUCAGACCAUGCUUCACGAGGUUAACAGCUACAUUUGCAGUUUCAAAUAUGCUUUGGAAAAUGCUCCCUUUCCUCCCCUUCAGCAUUGUAAUUGACGCCGACAAACGGCCUCAUGAUGAACACGAACGCCGCUACAAUGCUCCUGCGUGCAACGAAGUGGCCGCUAUUAUACAUGGGGAGCAAGACCGCACUCGCGAUAUUGUCCUCAGAUCAAGAAGCGGCGCUCUUCGCAGGAUUUCAGAAACCCAUCGAUCAUAUGACGCAUUGCUGUAA
Acanthosepion pharaonis is the source of this 762-nucleotide messenger RNA. The record is from the annotation of a GenBank genome assembly. Lineage: Eukaryota; Metazoa; Mollusca; Cephalopoda; Sepiida; Sepiidae.